Otolemur garnettii (small-eared galago) is the source of this 1377-nucleotide messenger RNA. It is a transcript of the gene LAX1, whose product is annotated as lymphocyte transmembrane adaptor 1. Gene Ontology annotation, biological process: antigen receptor-mediated signaling pathway; intracellular signal transduction; lymphocyte activation. The record is from RefSeq and is a predicted model, not a curated record. The transcript is spliced from 5 exons. The coding region runs from base 94 to 1377 and encodes 427 amino acids. Lineage: Eukaryota; Metazoa; Chordata; Mammalia; Primates; Galagidae. Gene Ontology annotation, cellular component: plasma membrane.
AAGUGGUAGACAUGCUGGCUAACCCAUUAUGAUUAAGAGAAGCUGAUUAUGAUUAGAAGCUGAAACCCGAGAGCAGCUCAGCAUCCCGAGACAAUGGAUGUCAUCAACCCGACCUUUUUGGAAAUCAGACAGAGGACCUCCGAGCCCAGCACUCUGUGGGUGACUCCCACCAACCUGGAAAGAGAUAAAGACCAGAGUCGCAGCAUCUUCUCCGGGUUUGCGGGAGUCCUUGCCAUCCUCCUUUUCGUUGCGGUUUUCUGCAUCUUGUGGAGCUGGUAUAAAAGGAAGAAGUGGCAAGUUCCUUUCCUCCAAGUUGCUGUCAUGCCCAUUCUAACUCUGCCACAAUCCAGACAACGAGCCAAAAAUAUUUAUGACCUCUUGCCUCGGCGGCAACAAGAGUUGGGGAGACUUCAGUCAAGAAAUACGCGUAUUUUCAGUACCGAGAGCCUCCUCUCCAGAAAUUUUGACAGCCCUGGGCAUGUGUAUUUUGAAGCAGACAGUGCCUCCCAGGUGCGUCAAGCCUACAUCCAUGCCAUGGAGUACUCAGUGGGUGUCUAUGACAAUGCCACGGUGCCCCAGGUGUGUGGGAACCUCGCUCCCUUGGCACACUGUAUCCAUGUCAGAGCUUCCAGAGACUGCACAAGCAUUUCUUCAGGAGAUUCACACGAUUAUAUCAAUGUCCCCACCGCAGAAGAGAUUGCUGAGACUCUAGCUUCUACCAACAGCCCUUCUGGUGAUCUCUUUGUUCUUCCAAGUGCCCAGGAGCUGGAUUUUACUGAAGAAAGAGAUGAGAGGUGUGGGAAUGCUGGUAACUGCACCAGUUUUUGGUCUCCAGGAACUGAGGAGAGUGAGCCAUUCAGUGACGGGGAAUGUUCUUCUCAGGCCUCAAAUGACUAUGUCAAUAUGACAGGGUUGGAUCUUAGGGUCUCUGAGGAGAAGCAGCCUUGGGUGACUUUUCAGUGCUGCAGAGACUAUGAAAAUGUCCCACCAGCAGAUCUCAGUGGGAGUCUACGGCAGGCUGAAGACACAGCAACAUCCUCAAACACAGGCCAUGUUGAGGACAGGACAGAUGGUCCAGGUACCCGCAUCCAACCUGUCAGAAGAAGCCUCUUGGUUUCAGAGGAUUAUGUAGCCUUUCAGCCAUCUACACCGAGUGAGGACAGUCAGACAAAACACAGAGAAGAGAUGUCAAAUGAGGACUCUCAUGACUAUGAGAAUGUGCUACCUGCCAAGUUAGGCAGCGGGGACUCUGAGCAGGGGCCUGGCACUCAGUGCCUUCCUCAUGAAUUAGAAUCCAGUUAUCUGGCUGGAACGCCACAUGAAGUGGCCUCUCCUGCCAGAUCCUUAGCCACUGCAGAGUCUAAUGAAGAGUCUUGA